AUGGCCUUCUCCCUGUUACCCUGCUUUGACUCUACACUCUCAGCCCUACUUGAGGAAGAGCAAAACGUAUGUCCUGAUACCAAGCUCAUUCCCCCAAUCAAUGAGACACUUGCAACACUAGGAUACUAUCAAGCUGCUAAUGGAGAGGUCAGCAUAGAGCAAUUCGGCCAACCACGGCUUCCCCAGAGCAUAGAUGAACCCUUGCUGGCAAUGCAAAUGAGCAGCACUGCGCCUAUCUCGAUGCCAAACUUCCAUGCAGCACUGUUAUUUGAAAUCUCUUUGACCUCUAAACAGAACGGGGGUAACAAUCAAGACCUGGUAAAUGGAUGCAACGGAAGCCCGCCAACAUUACCUCCAACAGAGGUCUCAGGUUUAGAUGAUUCCACCUUCAAAGUUGUGCGUCUUUCAGCUGAACAGAGGAAGGAAAAGAUCCACAGGUACAUAAAGAAAAGGAACAAGAGGAAUUUCAGCAAAAAAAUAAAGUAUGCUUGCAGAAAAACUUUAGCAGACAGCAGGCCCCGUGUCCGUGGAAGGUUUGCAAAGAAUGAGGAACUUUGUGAAGCAACAAGAUCAAGCUCCCAAAAUUAUGAUGAGUAUGGACAGAUUGCGGGUGCACAUGGAGAAGACAUGCUUGACACGUCCGAUAUCCUCGCACAUUUGAGUGGAAUAAACAACUAUAGCUACAAGUAUCUUUAUACCAUUGAAUCAUGGAUAUGA
Molecule: messenger RNA, 717 nt
Organism: Hordeum vulgare subsp. vulgare (domesticated barley)
Lineage: Eukaryota; Viridiplantae; Streptophyta; Magnoliopsida; Poales; Poaceae
Product: putative zinc finger protein CONSTANS-LIKE 11
Exons: 4
Coding region: 1-717 (238 amino acids)
Biological process (GO): regulation of flower development
Cellular component (GO): nucleus
Molecular function (GO): protein binding
Source: RefSeq, a predicted model, not a curated record